Molecule: messenger RNA, 535 nt
Organism: Leptopilina heterotoma
Lineage: Eukaryota; Metazoa; Arthropoda; Insecta; Hymenoptera; Figitidae
Gene: SNRPG
Product: probable small nuclear ribonucleoprotein G
Exons: 4
Coding region: 129-359 (76 amino acids)
Biological process (GO): spliceosomal snRNP assembly; mRNA splicing, via spliceosome
Cellular component (GO): precatalytic spliceosome; spliceosomal tri-snRNP complex; U2 snRNP
Molecular function (GO): RNA binding
Source: RefSeq, a predicted model, not a curated record
CUUUAAACGACCUGAACUUUGGUUGUCAUUGUUGGCUUGUUCUUGUUCUGUUUUUGCCAUUUUUGCCGGAGUGAAUUUGUCAAUAAACAAACUUAUUUUUCAAUUCAAGCAGUUUGUAAUUUUUCAAAAUGAGUAAAGCACAUCCACCAGAAUUGAAAAAAUACAUGGACAAGAAAUUAUCUCUGAAGCUCAAUGGGGGACGACAUGUUAUCGGUAUUUUGCGUGGUUUCGAUCCCUUCAUGAAUAUGGUGGUGGACGAAACUAUUGAGGAGUGCAAGGAUGGUUCUAAAAAUAAUAUUGGAAUGGUUGUAAUUAGAGGCAAUAGUGUGAUAAUGCUAGAAGCACUGGACAGAAUAUGACCUGCAAUUAUUUUAGAUAAUUUGAAAAUCAUUCGAAGUUCAAUAUUUUCAAAGCUGUAAAAUAAUAUUAUCAUUCCCAUGAUAAUGCAUCGAAUAAUUGUGUUUACUCAAUUAAACUCUUAUUUUCUAUUAGUAUAUAAUUUGUACCAAUAAUAAAACAUUUUUUUUAUAUAAAA